AUGAAGACCUCCACCGUCCUUCUCACUGCCCUCUCGGUCUUCACCUCCGUUGCGAGUGCCGGCAUCGUCAUCACGCCCAUUUUCAGCAACCAGAUCGUUCCGAAGAGUGCGGGUGAUUGUCCCUAUGGUGUCAUCACGCCCCAAGGUUGCGGACCGAAGCGCGGCUGA
Messenger RNA from Ilyonectria robusta, 168 nucleotides. RefSeq lists its product as uncharacterized. The record is from RefSeq and is a predicted model, not a curated record. Lineage: Eukaryota; Fungi; Ascomycota; Sordariomycetes; Hypocreales; Nectriaceae. Bases 1 to 168 code for a protein of 55 amino acids. The transcript is spliced from 2 exons.